AUGGAUACGAAAAAUUCUGGAGCUGCUAAAAGAAAAAGAAUUUGUACUUCGACCUUAAUUAGCACAAACAAAUGUCCAAAGUUCUUAGUUAUUACUGGUCAGCUAGAAAAUCUAUCACCAUUCUUCAUCCAUAAGCAUAUUGUGGCCUCAGCAGGCGAGCCAAAACACAUAAAAAAGCUCCGUUCAGGAUCUCUGCUCAUCGAGACUACAUCUGAUGCACAAUCUUCCUCUCUCCUAAAAAUGACCAAAAUGGGGGAACAUUCUAUUACUGUAUCCCCACAUAAGUCUUUGAACACGUCAAGAGGUGUCAUUUCGGAAAUAGACUUGAUAUCAGUCUCUGAGGAUGAACUUUCAAAAGAACUCGCCGAGCAAAAUGUAUGUGGGGUCCGCCGAAUAAAAGUCCGUAGAGACGGGCAACUCGUCAACACAAAACAUCUUAUUCUGACUUUUUCAUCUCCAGAGCUACCGAAAGCCAUUAAGGCAGGUUACCUGAAUUGCCCCAUCAGACCUUACGUGCCGAACCCACUGCGCUGCUUCAAGUGUCAACGGUUUGGCCAUGCGAAGGCCGCAUGCCGGGGAAACCUGGCAUGUGCUCGCUGUUCUGCAGGUGGUCACGAAAGUCAGGAUUGUGUAGCUGAUCCAAAAUGUGCAAACUGUCAUGCCGAUCAUCCAGCAUACUCACGAAACUGCCCUAAGUGGAAAGAAGAGAAAGAAAUACAGCAUAUUAAGACUACAAGAAAAAUCUCCUAUCCUGAAGCUAAGAAACUUUUUAGCACGGGUCAGUCAAAAGCAAAUGUCUCCUAUGCACAAGCCACUAAAUCAUAUCGGUCAAUAAGUACACAAACAUCGCAUAGCACACAGAGAGAAGAUACCUGA
This is a messenger RNA of Stegodyphus dumicola, 876 nucleotides long. RefSeq lists its product as uncharacterized. The record is from RefSeq and is a predicted model, not a curated record. NCBI's taxonomy places the organism in Eukaryota, Metazoa, Arthropoda, Arachnida, Araneae, Eresidae.